AUGACCCCGACCGCGGCGGUCGUCGUUGCAUUGGAGGCGCCGGCCCCGGCCCCAGCAGCGGUCGUCGUGGCACCGGCGCCAUCGUCGACGGCCGGGGCCGCGGCGGCCCAGGAGACCGCCGUUGAGGCGGCGGCGGACGCGCCGGCGCAGUCGAGCAGCGGAGGAGGAGGCGGAGACGGCGGCUCGGAGCGGCGGUCCCGGUUCCGGCGGAUCUGCGUCUACUGCGGCAGCGCCAAGGGGAAGAAGCCCAGCUACCAGGACGCCGCCAUCGACCUCGGCAACCAGCUGGUGGAGAGGGGCAUAGACCUGGUCUACGGAGGGGGUUCCAUCGGCCUCAUGGGAUUGGUUUCGCAUGCAGUUCAUGCCGGAGGACGCCAUGUCAUUGGGAUCAUUCCAACAUCGCUGAUGCCCAGAGAGGUAACCGGAGAUCCUGUUGGUGAAGUUAGAGCUGUUUCUGGCAUGCACGAGAGAAAAGCCGAGAUGGCUCGGUUUGCUGAUGCUUUUAUUGCAUUACCAGGUGGCUAUGGAACCCUGGAGGAGUUGCUUGAGGUCAUUACUUGGGCGCAACUAGGAAUCCAUAAGAAGCCGGUUGGCCUUUUGAAUGUUGACGGGUUCUAUGAUCCUCUUCUGUCGUUCAUUGACUUGGCUGUGAACGAAGGCUUCAUAACGGAGGAGGCAAGACGCAUCAUCAUUUCAGCUCCAACAGCCAAGGAGCUAGUUAUGAAGCUGGAGGACUAUGUCCCAGAGUAUGACAUCGGUUUGGUCUGGGAGGACCAGAAGCAGAAUGGCCUGGUCCCUGAGCUGGAGUCCGGGAUCACUUCAUCCUAGAAGAUGAUCCCUCUCAUCUUCCAGCCUGCUACAUAUCCUAGUGUUAUAUAUACAUAUAUAUAACUAACCGAAGCAUGCCACAGAUAUUUUGUUCAACUCCUAACCAAAGGAAGGGUAAAUUCUUGGAAGGAAUCUAGGGGACACCGGUGUGGUGGUCUCUUAUGUGCUGGCAUUAUUGAUAGGGGGUCGUUUAAUUUAGUUCUGGUGGCAUAUAUAGCGUAGCAUGAUUAGCAGUCCGAUGCCGUAGAUCUUGCAUUUAGCAUGUUAUUAGCAAGCAGCAGUCCAGCGCUGCGGAGAUCUUAUUUUGAUCUGGAAGAAAUAUAAUACUAGUACAUAUGUUAAUUGUCAUCAUUCAAGAACGAACAACGAGCUGGGUGGUGCGUCUCCAUGCAGCUGGCUCCUGCUGAAUUUUGUAUUGCCCAUGCUAUCCUAUCCUGCGUGCGUGCCAUCUCCAUCCUGAUUGUGAGCAACGGUUUCUAACGAGCUCCAGCUGUGAUUGCAGAUAUAUUUGCACAUGCAUGACUGAUCAUGUGUUGAUCAUGUGCCUGAUUGGGUUGCCGGAUAGCAGGGAUUCAUGUGUUAUGGGUGAUGGA
Molecule: messenger RNA, 1421 nt
Organism: Panicum hallii
Lineage: Eukaryota; Viridiplantae; Streptophyta; Magnoliopsida; Poales; Poaceae
Product: probable cytokinin riboside 5'-monophosphate phosphoribohydrolase LOGL8
Exons: 7
Coding region: 1-828 (275 amino acids)
Biological process (GO): cytokinin biosynthetic process
Cellular component (GO): nucleus; cytosol
Molecular function (GO): hydrolase activity, hydrolyzing N-glycosyl compounds
Source: RefSeq, a predicted model, not a curated record